GAAGAGUUUUGGGUCGAUACUUAAUAAAGGUUUUCCCCAAAUGUAGACAAAGGCCUGAGCCCUAAAUCCUCUCUCUCGCAUCGCAGAGUAAAACCAGAGAGCAAAAAAUCAACGUCACAAACGGGCAAACAGCUCAAUCUCUCUCCCGCUUCCUUUCACAGUUCAACAACUGCUGCCUCUCUUUCUCUCACAUUUUUGCUUCAACCAUUACCUCUCCUCAACAUGAAGCUCGUCAGGUUUUUGAUGAAGUUGAACAAUGAAACAGUGUCGAUUGAGCUCAAGAAUGGAACCGUUGUUCACGGCACCAUCACAGGUGUGGAUAUCAGUAUGAACACCCAUCUCAAAACUGUGAAACUUACAUUGAAGGGAAAAAAUCCAGUGACUAUGGAUCACCUCAGUGUUAGGGGUAACAAUAUUCGCUACUAUAUCCUGCCUGACAGCUUAAAUCUUGAGACAUUGCUGGUUGAAGAGACACCGAGGGUGAAACCAAAGAAGCCAACAGCUGGGAAGCCAUUGGGACGUGGUCGGGGUCGUGGGCGUGGACGCGGGCGAGGUCGAGGCCGUUAAAUAUGCUGCCAUGCCUCCAAAUUUUGGUAACAGCUGGAUGUGGAGACAACUUUGUCGUGGGGAGAAUUUAUGGGUGAAGUUACGAAUAUUAAAAGGAAUAGUAUUGAUAUUUUACUUUUCUAUAUGAUCAUUAGCCUUGGUUGUACGGCUUAAUCAUGGAUCCUGAGAUUCCCGACUAGCAGAUAUUUUAAUACCUCUGUCAAUUAUGUUGUAAAAUGAAGGAAUGCGGCAUUCUUGAUCAUGUUGAUUGCCUUCGAUCAGAACUCUUUUUUUCCCCUUCUUUUUGUACAAUUAAAUGUUUGGAUUAAUUAUAACAAGAAAUUAAAUUAAUAAUUGAAAUA
Gossypium raimondii (Peruvian cotton) is the source of this 908-nucleotide messenger RNA. Its product is annotated as small nuclear ribonucleoprotein SmD1a. Gene Ontology annotation, biological process: RNA processing; spliceosomal snRNP assembly. The transcript is spliced from 4 exons. Gene Ontology annotation, molecular function: RNA binding. Gene Ontology annotation, cellular component: precatalytic spliceosome; commitment complex; U4 snRNP. The record is from RefSeq and is a predicted model, not a curated record. Bases 223 to 567 code for a protein of 114 amino acids. NCBI's taxonomy places the organism in Eukaryota, Viridiplantae, Streptophyta, Magnoliopsida, Malvales, Malvaceae.